This is a messenger RNA of Nothobranchius furzeri (turquoise killifish), 1321 nucleotides long. Its product is annotated as zona pellucida sperm-binding protein 4. Gene Ontology annotation, biological process: prevention of polyspermy; binding of sperm to zona pellucida. Gene Ontology annotation, cellular component: egg coat. The record is from RefSeq and is a predicted model, not a curated record. Gene Ontology annotation, molecular function: structural constituent of egg coat; acrosin binding. NCBI's taxonomy places the organism in Eukaryota, Metazoa, Chordata, Actinopteri, Cyprinodontiformes, Nothobranchiidae.
UGUCCUCGAGCCAUAAUGGAGCUUUUCAAGUGUCUUCUUGGUGUUGUCCUGAUUUGUGGAGUUUCUGCUCAGAAGUAUUGGAUGCAGCCUCAGCAACAGUCAACGGUUCCUCUGCCUGAAGCUCCUUUUGAUAAAUGUGAUGUGGAAGAGGCUCAGAAGGUCCGCUGUGGGAGUCCGGACAUCACAGCUGAACACUGUGAAGCCAUCAGCUGCUGUUUUGAUGGGCACCAGUGUUACUAUGGGAAAACUGUGACUGUGCAGUGUACCAGGGAUGGCCAGUUUGUGGUGGUUGUAGCUAGAGAUUCCACUCUGCCACCCAUUGAUGUGGACUCCAUCAGCUUGAUUGAUGCAGAUCAUGAAGUCUGUGGCCCAGUUGAUGGUACUUCAGCCUUUGUGAUCUUCCAGUUCCCUGUGACAGCAUGUGGCACUAUUCUCAAGGAUGCUGAGGGUUAUGUUGUGUAUGAGAACCACAUGUCGUCUUCAUAUGAAGUAGGCCUUGGACCAAGAGGAUCCAUCACUAGGGACAGCCACUUUGAGCUGCUGUUCCAGUGUAGAUACUCUGGCACAAAUGUGGAGGCUCUUGUGUUGGAGGUCAUCCCUGUUCCUCCACCCCUGCCAGUGGCGGCUGCAGGGCUCCUGAGAGUUGAGCUCCGACUUGGUAAUGGGCAGUGCCACUCCAAGGCAUGUGUGGAAGGUGGGUUUAAACAAUUUCUUAAUUCCCCUCUCCCUUAUAUUUGGAUUUUAAUAUUUGAAUGUUUCUCAGACGUGGCAGGAUACAGCUCCUUCUACAAUGCAGCAGACUACCCAAUCACUAAAGUUCUGCGGGAACCAAUCUAUGUUGAAGUUCGUCUCCUGGAGAGGUCUGACCCAAACAUCAUCCUGAACCUGGAGCACUGCUGGGCCACCUCAACCCCAAGCCCUGACAGCUUGCCACAGUGGGACCUGCUGGUUGAUGGGUGUCCUUACUGGGAUGACCGAUACCAGACUACGAUGAUUCCUGUGGAUGCCUCUUCUGGUCUUGAGUUUCCAACUCACUAUAAACGAUUCAUCAGCAGAAUGUUCACGUUUGUUGCUCCAGAUUCUCUGUCUCCUCAGAAAGACACGGUGUUUAUCCACUGUUCUACAGUUGUCUGCUACCCAAGCAGCACAAACUCCUGUGAACAAUCCUGCCACAGGCAACGACGAGCAGCGGCUAUGAGGGAUCCCUCAACCCAAACAUCCUUGGUCUCAAGUGGGGAAGUGAUCCUAACAAAUGAACCUGAUGAAAUGUUAACACUUGCAGCCACAAAACUUUUUAAAUAAAACUAUUUAAAGGUCAUAA